Messenger RNA from Saccharomyces cerevisiae S288C, 1311 nucleotides. RefSeq names its product H3 histone acetyltransferase RTT109 (gene RTT109). Bases 1 to 1311 code for a protein of 436 amino acids. Gene Ontology annotation, cellular component: nucleus. The record is from RefSeq and is marked reviewed. Gene Ontology annotation, molecular function: histone H3 acetyltransferase activity; protein-lysine-acetyltransferase activity; histone acetyltransferase activity. Lineage: Eukaryota; Fungi; Ascomycota; Saccharomycetes; Saccharomycetales; Saccharomycetaceae. Gene Ontology annotation, biological process: chromatin organization. The transcript has a single exon.
AUGUCACUGAAUGACUUCCUAAGUUCCGUGCUACCUGUCAGUGAACAAUUUGAAUACUUAUCGUUGCAAUCUAUUCCGUUAGAAACCCAUGCUGUCGUAACCCCAAAUAAGGACGACAAAAGGGUCCCAAAAAGCACGAUCAAGACUCAACACUUCUUUAGUCUAUUUCACCAAGGAAAAGUUUUUUUUUCAUUAGAAGUGUAUGUGUAUGUCACGCUUUGGGAUGAAGCAGAUGCCGAACGGUUAAUAUUUGUAUCAAAGGCAGACACUAAUGGUUAUUGUAAUACGAGGGUAAGCGUUAGAGAUAUUACAAAAAUAAUAUUAGAAUUUAUAUUAUCAAUCGACCCGAAUUACUAUCUUCAAAAAGUAAAACCGGCAAUAAGAUCAUAUAAGAAGAUAUCCCCCGAGCUGAUUAGCGCAGCCAGUACGCCAGCAAGAACUUUAAGGAUUUUGGCUAGAAGGCUUAAACAGUCAGGCAGCACCGUUUUGAAAGAAAUAGAAUCUCCACGUUUUCAACAAGAUCUUUAUCUCUCAUUCACCUGUCCUCGUGAGAUUUUGACCAAAAUUUGUUUAUUUACUAGACCUGCAUCCCAGUACCUCUUCCCAGAUUCUUCAAAAAACAGCAAAAAGCAUAUACUAAAUGGCGAGGAACUAAUGAAAUGGUGGGGCUUUAUUUUGGAUAGAUUACUAAUUGAAUGCUUUCAAAAUGAUACACAAGCAAAAUUAAGGAUACCGGGCGAAGAUCCUGCUCGAGUAAGAUCAUACCUAAGAGGGAUGAAAUAUCCACUAUGGCAAGUGGGUGAUAUAUUUACCUCUAAAGAAAAUUCUCUUGCGGUAUAUAAUAUUCCAUUAUUCCCAGACGAUCCUAAGGCUAGAUUUAUACACCAAUUGGCAGAGGAAGAUCGCCUCCUCAAAGUAAGCUUAUCAUCCUUCUGGAUUGAACUACAAGAGCGUCAAGAGUUCAAAUUAAGUGUCACAUCAUCUGUAAUGGGUAUUUCGGGAUACUCUCUUGCCACUCCAUCUUUAUUUCCAUCUAGUGCCGAUGUUAUUGUACCGAAGUCAAGGAAGCAGUUUAGGGCAAUCAAGAAGUACAUUACUGGAGAGGAAUACGAUACAGAGGAAGGCGCAAUAGAAGCUUUCACCAAUAUUCGUGAUUUUCUAUUGCUCAGAAUGGCAACAAAUCUUCAAUCUUUAACAGGGAAGAGGGAGCAUCGGGAGAGAAAUCAGCCGGUUCCUGCAAGCAACAUCAACACGUUGGCGAUAACAAUGCUAAAACCGCGUAAAAAAGCUAAAGCCUUGCCUAAAACUUGA